AUGGUUUUACAUGCAGACGAGAGCAAUGGACACGAGUAUCCUCUGCUCCUAGACAGAGUGCGUCGAUAUGUGUUUGCGCAUUCCGUACGUCUUGUUGAUUUCAUGAAGCCAUUCGACCACCUCAACCAUGGAGAAAUCUCGGUUUCCCAGUUUCAUAGAGCCCUUUGUGCCGCUGGGGUUAGGCUAACCGACACAGAGGCUGACUGCCUAGCCUUGUCACACGAAAACAGAGCAACUGGGAACAUUAAGUUUAACGAAUUUUGCAGAGAAGUCAACAAAGUCUUCGGAGCAGUCGAAAUGAAACAAGAUUCAGAAGUUGUGGCCCUCCAGCCAGGAAGUGUGCUGUUGCCUCUUCCUAAGGCGCCACUGGAUCCAUCAGAGUCAUCCCUUGUGCAUCGAGCUCUUGUGAAUUUGCGGCUUUUAAGUGCAACACGACGCUUAGAUUUACGAGCUGCCUUUGCUCCUUUUGACAAGCACAAUACCGGCAAAAUCCCCCUCGGUGUCUUCGAGAGGGCUUUCCCUGUUUCCUUUAGAGAAAGUGAGAGGCCCGUUAAUCAGAAAAACGCUAAUUGCACUGAUUUUUAUGCCUUGGGUUGUAAGGCGGGCUUAAGGCAACUGCCACAGCUUUCUUACAAGCAUACUGACAGCUUUGUUUUGGAAAAUGUUUCUUUCCAAUUCUAUAUUUUGAGCUCAGACAAAUUUACAGAAGAGGAAGUUCGACUGCUGGGCAGACUUGUCACAACUCCGGAAGGCCUAGUAGACUGCCGGAAACUGCGUCUCCUCGUUGAGGGGCCCCUAGAAGAAAUACCUUUGACGCAAUCAGGUACCCCUUCGGGAACCCCAAAGGACUUCACAGUAACUCAAGGAGCUACCAAUAUGACUUUGGGAACAUCUCAAACAUUCCAUGGGGCAACUGGAAUGCAAGAGUGUGAAGAAAAUGGAGGAAAAGAAGCCCACUGCUCUCCUGAAACACCGACAAGGACGUGGGCCCACGAACUGAGGUCCGCUGUUCAAAAAAUUGAGGCAAGCAGAUUAUUUGUUUAA
Cyclospora cayetanensis is the source of this 1044-nucleotide messenger RNA. RefSeq lists its product as uncharacterized. The record is from RefSeq and is a predicted model, not a curated record. The transcript has 3 exons. The coding region runs from base 1 to 1044 and encodes 347 amino acids. Lineage: Eukaryota; Apicomplexa; Conoidasida; Eucoccidiorida; Eimeriidae.